AUGGCCCUUGAGCCUGGCUCUGGCCGCCGGUCUGUCUCCCCGGAGAGCUCAGGCCGCGAGUCUCCUCUCCCUCGUCAGUGGAGAAACCAGCUGGGAGCUGAAGAAGCCCCGACCAAGGACAAGCACUACCGUAAAUACGCAUCUGGUGUUGAGAGGGCCCUCGCACUGUUUGAAACGGCAUUGCAGGAAUGGGCUGACUACAUUUCCUUCUUGAACCGCCUCCUCAAGGCACUGCAAGUCCGACACCCCUCGGUCACGACUAUCCCUUCGAAAGCCAUCGUCGCGAAACGCCUGUCGCAAUGUCUCAACCCCUCCCUCCCGUCCGGCGUGCACCAAAAGGCACUCGAAGUCUACAGCUACAUGUUCGCAACGAUAGGCACCGAUGGGCUGUCCAAAGACUUACCCUUGUACUUCCCUGGCCUGGCAUCAACUCUUUCGUUCGCCUCUCUGUCCGUCCGAUCCCCUUUUCUCGACAUUCUCGAGCGUCACUUUCUAGACUUGGACCCCCGAUCUCUCCGGCCAGCUAUGAAAUCUGUUGUUCUGGCCCUUUUACCGGGUCUUGAGGACGAAACUAGCGAAGACUUUGAACGAACGUUGCGUUUGAUGGACAGCUUCAAGGCUGCGAUACGACCCGCAGGCAGCGAAGAAUUAGAUGGUCCACAUUCAUCAGGAGAUGAUUUCUUCUGGCAAUGCUUCUUCUUGGCGUCUAUUACGGGUUCAAGUCGUCGAGCUGGAGCCUUGGCAUACCUUGUGAGGAACCUGCCUAAAUUGGGCGACACGGUCGUCCAGGGAAAGCCAGGCAAGAGUGGCAUCCAGGAGGAAGAGCAUUCUGCGAAACUCGCACAAAUGGUUACCUCGCCGGAACCAGGUUUACUAUUGCGCUCAUUUGCUGCGGGGCUCGCAGACGAGCAGCUGCUUAUCCAGCGCGGAUUCCUCGACCUCUUGGUCACGCACCUUCCCUUGCACUCCAAGGUACUGCAGACAAAUGUCAAGCCGGGUGACUUGGAGCUCCUUCUGAAUGCGGCGGCAGGUGUUGUCAUUCGAAGAGAUAUGAGUCUCAACCGGAGGCUUUGGGCAUGGUUUCUUGGCCCGGACCCCGGCCCCGGAGAAAGUGAGAGCGGCAUCGAGUCACCAUCUUCGACAGACCAUCAGCAAUCCUAUUUUGCUUCCAAGACGAGCUACUUCGAAGAUCAUGGGCUUCAACCUUUGACCAAAGCGCUGCUGAGCAUGAUUCAAGUUGACCGUGAUGCGAGUCCGGCAGAGAGGGCAAGGCCUUACAGAAUAUGCUUGUCACUCAUGGAUCGAUGGGAGAUCGGCGGACUGGUUGUUCCCGAGGUAUUCCUUCCGAUUGUCAAUAGUGUCCGGCAGUACAGAGACCAAUCGCCCAGCAAAGCCGACUUCAACGAAGUAUUCCGCAGCGCAAGCGUGUUCUUUGACGGUGUCGAGAGUGGUCUGAUUUACGGUGAAAUUGUGAGCCUUCUAGCGCAGGCUAUCGGACCAGGCAACCUGGCAGAAAAGGAACGGCUCGACAAGCUGGAUUUGGUCAACUUCAUUCUGGCGAAUUUCAAUGUCCGCGAGGAAGAGAUGAUCACAAUUCACGCACCCAUCACUGUUCUUUCCAUUCUCUGCAUGCUAGAGGAUACCAAAGAAAGACAGCAGAACAGUGCUCCAAAGAAUCAGUCGCAGGAAACCGCCGAGGAAGCACUGCAUAUCGCUCUGGCCGUCCUGGAUCUCAUUCCGGAUCGAGCUUUCCCGUCCUCGGUUGGCAACAAAUCGAAGAGAACAAUAGAGGCCGGCGUUCUGACCUCAUUACCUGCCGUUGAGCUCUUGAAACGGAUCAAGGCAUUCUAUAUCGACGAGCAAGGCAACCUCGAUACCGUCCAUGUUCCGCUCUCGCCGAUCGAGGUUGGCGAGUUGCUGUUACAAAAGUCAGGCGCGUUGGUAUGCGAAGGAUUGAAGAACCCCGAGUCAGGGUCAGAACUGGGCGUCAAAGGAAGGAUUCUGACCGCCUUUUUACUCAAAGUGCCGAGCACUUAUCAGCUUGACACGACGUUGCUUCUGUCUUGUCUGCACGAGCGUUUGAAACACGCAAGAAGAUUGUCUUUUACGUCCUUCAACUCGAUUCUUUACCUAUCCGCCCAUCUUUAUUCGGCUGAGCGCAUAGAGGUGCCAAACCUGACCGAACUCGUUACACCACUAGUCCAGCAAGCUUGGGAGUUCCUGUCAGCUUCGGAACCAAAGUACCAUGUCGAAACGGUUAGAUCAUUAUGGCAGCUCCAGACUGCUCUGACAUCGCAAAAUCGAGAUAUAGAAGCCGCGUUGGCCAGUCUCAUCAUCGAGCACGACAUUCAGGGAUCAUUCGCAUCACGUCCUGCCGAUGCUGGCCGCCGUUUCAGCGUACUGUGGUCUCAUACGUUGCAGGAUUCUAGUGCUGAAAGGCGAGGUUCCAAAACACCCAUGACUGAGAAGCCUCCGCAGAUCCGGAUGGCUGGGUCAGAGAACUACGAUGUCAUGUUGACGCGACCUCUCUUCCUCAUGCUGGAUGCCCUCUUGGAUGAGCGAACGCAAUUGUUCAUGACUGUCAAGGGAUGGCUGAACAGCUUAGUUGGUAUCGACAAACUGUUCUUGCUUUUCGUAAGGAAGUUUUCUGCACUCCAAUUUCUGAGAGCGACUCACGAGAUUGGCUCAGCAUCAACUUCGACCAGUUCAACGACUUUCACGGCCGAAGACGAUCUGGACCUUUGUCUCUAUUACCUGAGGACGCUGUCGAAUGUUUUUCGCUGGGCCCCAGAUGUGAUUUGGGCUGUGCUGGCCUCUACGACGAUCACCGUGGAUGGCGGGCAUUCGGAAGUCGCACAGAUGACUGGUCACGAAGGCGACAUCUCCAUGCAAGAGAUUUUCAUUCACGUUUGUCUACGAUGCAUCGCUGGCAAUAAUGAAUCUGCUGACGAAAACAUCCGAGUCCGGGCAACUCAACUUCAUCGCUAUGCCUUAACCGUCAUGCACCAAAUCCUUUUGAAUCCUUACGCCGAGCCCCUGGCAAGCCUGCAUCUUGAGAACGUUCUCAUCGAGCGUCUCCUCCAAUCGCUCGGUGGAACCGACCCUUAUGUUCAGGUUCUUCUUUUAGACGUCGUCUUUGAUGCUCUGAAACUUCGAGACAUCAUUAUUUCUGACGUGCCUGCUUCACCAUCAUCGGAGAAGAGGAAACUGAGCCUUGACCCAAGUAAGAGCCUCAGAGUAUCGACACAGUCCGAGACCAAGCCGACAUCACCGCCUCCCAACUUGCUCAAGUGUCUCCAGGCUGGCUUGAGCUCUCCUAGCAGUCGUAGUGUCCUCGAUAGCUGGGUGAGCUUUUUGACGGAAUGUCUGCCGUUCUACUCCGAUACCAUAUUCCAGGUCCUCAUCCCCCUUGUGGAGACUUUGUGCCGACAAGUUUCGAACACAUUCAACGACCUGCAAUCCAUUUUCCGAGACAACGGUAACUCAAAGAAGGAUGAUUGGAAUGCGCCAGAGUCUACACUGAUUUCGCUACUCAACGCUUUGGAGCAAGUUUUGGCUCGGGCACACGAGCGACUCUUGGUUGAAGAGGCCAGGACGCAAGUGGUCAAGGGCCCGGACCAGCAGCCAUCGGGAUUCUUUGGCAACAUGGUGUCCGGUGUCUUCAACUCAGAUACUCCGCAGGCGCGGAGUGCCACCGCAAACGAUAGACUAACGGUGCACCUCGCAUUCGCGGAUGCUGUACGCAUUUGCUUCACAAUCUGGUCCUGGGGCCAAGGCGGCGACAUCAAUGCCCAGGACUUGACUUCUGUUUCAUCUUUCAACUAUACGUCUCUUCGAAUGAGAAAUAGGGCGAGACGAUUGUUGGAGCAUCUUUUCGCAGCAGAGACCUUGGAGUGCCUCGAGACGGUCAUCGAAAUCUGGCGUGGCUCUAUCAAUAUCACCACGCCUGUGCCACAGUCAGAAGUGUUUAAUCUCUUACCAGCCUUAGAUGGUUCUCGGCCAAAGCACACUAUCCCUGCCAUCUUUAAUGCCAUCUACAGCAGAACAAACCCUGGGGCGUUGGAUGCUUCAAGAAAAUCAACCUUGACGACCUCUCUCCAAGACAUUGACCUGGUCACAUUUCUGAUUGAAUAUGCUCGCUCGCUGGAGGAUGACGCAAUGGACGAGAUAUGGCUUGAUUGUAUGGCGUUCUUGCGCGACCUACUCACAAAUCCUUUCCCACACAGACAGACAUUACCGAGUUUGUUGGAGUUCGCGGCUAUCUUGGGCGAAAAGGUUGACAACACCAACUUUGGAGAGCAGCGAAAAAUGAGAAGGGAGCUUGGAGAUCUGUUCCUUCGGCUCCUAACCGCGAUAUUCACAACCAAGCCCCUGACGUUUGCAGAUACGGCACCAAACGACAAAUCGGAAAAGAACCGCGACGGUGUUCGCCGGGCUCCCACGAUUGCCUUGGUCAGCGUUCUCGAUAGAGCCGAGGAUGUGGUGGCUAUCUUGGCCGCAAUUGUUCCGAAUCUUCCCAAGAUUUUAGUUGAAACGGACCGCGUAUUGUCGGCGGCCGGCACAAUUUCAACAAAUGUCAUCAAUCCAGCUUUCAGAGCAAAGGCAUUCCCUGACACCGUGUCCAAGAACACACUUGUCUUGCUACAAGAACUCUCCAGGCUGCCAAAUAACCAAAAGACCUGGAAGAAGGACGUUGGAGACGCUUUCAACGAUGCUCGAUUCUUCAGCUCGAGUAUCGAGCUCGUACGAAGCGACUGGUUGCUGUUGCUGAGGCAAUGGACCGUCAGUGACAAGGAGCGUAUGCCUGAGCUCCUGGGCCGCAUGACUCCGCCCACAACGGCCGGCAUCGUGUUUGGUGUUGGGGCCACUUCUGCUCGAUUAGAGGCAGACCGGAAGACGCAGCUUAACCUUCGUCGCACUGCAUCGUUAGUCCUUGCGGCUGCAGAGGAUGCAUUUGUCACAGAGCUUCCAACCAUUAUCGAUAAGGUAGUGGAACUGCUUGGUGCCACGGCGACGUCUUCACCUUCCUCUACCACGAGAGCCGAGAUCUUCAUGCUUGUCCGCGCACUUGUGUUGAAGACCAGUGCCAUUCACCUGGCUAUGUUGUGGCCGAUCAUCAACGCCGAGCUUCAUGCAGCCAUCGCCUCUGUUGUGGCUGCCGAUCACAGCACCGCAUCUGAUACCUAUAACAACUUGUCUAUCCUACAAGCCUGUAAGCUGCUAGACCUGCUUAUUUGUGUUGCGCCGGACGACUUCCAGCUUCAUGAGUGGCUCUUCGUCACAGACACCAUCGACGCUGUGUAUCGAUCUACCAAUUAUCAACCUGUUGCACUUGUCGACGAACUUGCAGAGGAGCUUGGUACUAUGGGUGUCAGUUCUUCCUUGGGUAGCAACCCGGCGGCGCACUUGGCCACAAGCAGUUCUCACAGACGGCCACUGCUGGGAGCUGGCGGCAUCAACGACGAAGUCAGCAUCGAUAGGAAGGACGAACUUGUGGGCAAGAUCCUGCGGCCAUUCUUCGGACAGCUCAGCAUCUACGCUUUCGAAUCGACCUACGCAAUGGCGCCACUUGAUCGGGAGUUUUGCAUUCAGGGAUUAUUAAAGGAUUUGUUCGACGAACGUAGCAUUGUCAAGGCGUUGUAA
This is a messenger RNA of Colletotrichum orchidophilum, 5643 nucleotides long. RefSeq lists its product as uncharacterized. The record is from RefSeq and is a predicted model, not a curated record. Gene Ontology annotation, biological process: Golgi to endosome transport. Lineage: Eukaryota; Fungi; Ascomycota; Sordariomycetes; Glomerellales; Glomerellaceae. Gene Ontology annotation, cellular component: endosome; trans-Golgi network. Bases 1 to 5643 code for a protein of 1880 amino acids. The transcript is spliced from 6 exons.